UCGAAGAGUUCAUUCGAAAAAAUAACAUUGAACGGGACGGACGCUAAAAUGCUGAACUGAAGAUAGUUGUGGGUGUUUUUUUAUACAGUGAUUUUGUACGCUCCCGCGCCGCUUCAGCCCAAAACGCAGAGGACGAACGAGGAAGUCACGCAUAAAAUCAAAAUAAGCAAAAACUUAAAAUACCAAAUCAAAUAAUAAAGUGCAAUUUGUGAAGUUAGAAAUCAGUUAACGAUACCGUUAAGCAACAGAAUACCAAUAACAACAACAACAACACCAACAAAUCAAAAUUCAUCAUGAACUCGUGCAAAUGCAUGAAUGUACAAGUCGGCCACUCUAGUAGCGACAAUAACAAUAAGCCCGAAGCGAUCGAUUUGACUGUGAUGCUUAUGAACUUUAAGGAGAAACAUCCGAAUUUUACCUACUACGAAAAAUUUAUAGAUUUCUUCACCAAUGCAAUCGGCCCUAUUCAGGAUGUGAGCAUAAAUAUCGUCCAUCGUGAAUUGGUAUACACCUUACCCUUCGAUGAGCAGAAUGAGAACUGGCGCUUCUACAUGUGCAUGAACUGCACGGACGUGGUGUUUGGGCGACGCUCCGAGGGUGAAACGCCGCUCAAUGGCUGGUACAUCAAUGCGAGUCUGCGGUGCACCGAGAAGGAUCUGAUGUACAGAUGCAACGACAAGUCCUAUUCGGAAGCGUUUAAGAUCCUGAUUCCGGACUUUACAGCCCUGGCACCUGAGGCAGCUGAAGCGGCCGUAACAUCCAAUCCGUUCAUUGACCCCACUCUGAGCGACAGCCUGCUGCAGCGCCUUAAGAUACUGGAGAACUGUCACAAAGAGGGCGUGGAGGCCGAGAUCAAGGCGACCACGGAGCGCGUCGAGCGGUACACGGAUCAGCAGUUUGCGAUGCUCAAGAGCUAUCAGGAGAAGGAGAAGCAGGACUACGCGCUCCUGAAGCGCAUCAUCAUGCAAGUACCUGACAGGGCGCUGCAGCUGCUCGACAAUGGCCAGCUUGCUGCCCUGGAGGUAACGGGUGCCGGCAACGUCGGCGGGGGGUUGGGCAUGGGAGCUGCAGCUUCUGCCCAGUCAACGUAUGGGGCUCGACGCCGGAACACGAUUAGCAGCCGCCGCGACUUGGGUAUGCCGAUCACACCGACCACGCCCUUGGUGGGUGGGCCGCCCAACUUUUUGGCGUUCACACAGGAGCCACAACAGCAGCAGCCGCAGCAGACGUCGCAGCCGCAGCCUCAGCAGACGUUGCAGCCGUCGCAGCCGCAGCCGCAGCCGCAGCAACAGCAGCCUCCGUUACCUAGCGCCACAAUUUUGAGUGCGCGCAAAAUGUCAAACUUUGAUACACCGCCUGCCACACCAGAAGCCACGCCCAUGAGCGUGGGCAACAGCCCCACCUUUAGGCAGCAGCAGCAGCAACAGCCCUCGGCAUUGGCCAGCAACAGCCUGCUGCCGAUGUCGCCGGCUGCUGCCGCUGAUGAUCCCGACGAGUGUCUAUUUGAUCUGGAGGAUGUUGAUGGACCACAAGGCCACACAUCCCACAACUAUCAGCAGCAGCAACAGCAGCAACACCACCAACAGCACCACCACCAAUAUCAGCGACUGCAGCAGCAGCAGCAUCAACAGCUGCAACACCAUCAACAGCAACAGCAACAGUUGCUAAAUCAGCACGAAGACAACAUGAGCGAUGCAGAUGAAGCAGAGGAUGCUCUCGAUUUGGAUAGCUCAGUGGCCAUUGCGAUGCAUGGAGGUAAAGGGCGAGGCUCUUCAACGGCGCAGAUGCAUUUUGCGAAUUACGCACGGAGUCUGCCCGUUGAGAUAGCCAAUUCUCCGCUGGCGGAGCGUGCCAAUAAUAAUAACAAUCAGCAGCAUGUGCUGCUCGAGGAUGAGGAGGUGCUGGACAAUACGGUGGAUAUUGCAGCUAGCAUCAAGGCCUUGGCCAAGAGUGUUCAUGGCGAGGCGGUGUUUGGUGACUUGCCACGCCCACGCUUGAGGUCACAGAUCUAAUAGAGGAGGGCAAUGGAACCAACCACACCAACAACAACAACAACUACAACUAUGUGCACCAUAAUUUGUUAAAGGAAAAGUGAGGAGCAGUCCUCAGUUGUUUAUGCUAAACUAAAUUAGUUUGCUCAAGUUAAAAUUUGGACUCUUGAAGCGCCUUCAUCCAACACAUACACACACUCACACACCCACUCACGCAUACUAUGUGUAUAUGCAUAUAUACACUCACAUCAACACACCUGCAUAGGCAUAUGCACCCUAAACAUUUAAUUAAGAUACAAGAAAAUCAAAUAUGUUGAAGCAAAUUCAUGUAAUUUUUUCUCAAUUAUCAUUUGGAAAUACUUUCUGCUUCCCUUCUACAUAUAUAUAUAUAUUUUCUGAUAAGUGAAAAUGUGUAUUUUCUUUUGCAACGUAUGAAAAGUGUCAACGGGGCUGUUGUUGGCCACCGUCACAUUUGCAAUCAAUUAACUGAUGAUGUUGUUAGUUUAUACAAUGAAUUAAUUAUAUAUCUCUAUGCAUACAAA
Messenger RNA from Drosophila arizonae, 2533 nucleotides. It is a transcript of the gene PRAS40, whose product is annotated as Proline-rich Akt substrate 40 kDa. The record is from RefSeq and is a predicted model, not a curated record. Gene Ontology annotation, biological process: negative regulation of TOR signaling; negative regulation of protein kinase activity; neurotrophin TRK receptor signaling pathway. Gene Ontology annotation, cellular component: cytoplasm. Lineage: Eukaryota; Metazoa; Arthropoda; Insecta; Diptera; Drosophilidae.